AUGCGGCUGUCACCAUUGCUGCUGCUGCUGCUGGCCGCGACGCAGCUGCUCGUUGCGCCCGCCAGCGCAAUCUAUGAGGACCAAGCCGGUCUCUUUGACUGGCGUUUCCAAGCAGUCGGCGCUGUCAAGUUCGCCAUCCUCGGCGGCGAGUCGGCUGCUGCUUCAUCGUCGUCUUCGUCCACUGCUUCGCAUUACCGUGGCUGGGUCUUUGUUGCGACCGAGUCGAACGCCGUCGCCGCGCUCUCGUCCGCCUCAGGCGAUAUUGUUUGGCGCCAGGUCUUUUCCGAGAACGACGCCAUCGACGGCAUGAUCCUUCAUGGCAACGGUUUGUUCACGCUCUCCGAGAACGGGCGGCGAUUGCGCAAGUGGCUGCCGGAAGCCGGUACGAUUGUUUGGGAGCAUCUUGUCGACGUUGGCGACCACUCUGGCGAAGCACAGCUGCUUGCAGCCACUUCAAGCAAUCGCGCCGUUGUCGUCGUCGUUGCCGGGGGCGUGGUUGCCGCGUUUGACGCGUCCGGUCAACCCACUGCAUCUUCCAACUGGCAAGCCAAGCUUCCAGAAGGAUUUGCAGCUGUGUCAGCUCGCGUCAACGCCGACGAGGCUCAAAUCGUCGGCCGUCUGUCUGGUGCACUCUCGGUGGUUUCUGUCGAUUUCUUGACUGCUGCAGUCACCCCUGUUGGCACCGUCGCUGAUCAGCAAAGCUCCCGCGUGUCCUUCUUUGGCGACGACGGGCUCUUGCUUGCAUCUUUGAACGGCGCGCUCACCUUCGCUUCCAUCUCCAAGCGCACCACCGUCACCUUGCAAUCCAGCUUGGCCAAGACGUCUCCCAUUCCUGAGGUCUCGAUCACCCUGCUGUCGGCGUCGAUGGCCGUCGUCUCGUUCGACCGCCAUCAUCACGUUUUUGUUCAUCAGUCGGGCGCGUCUGUCGCGGUUGCGCGCACCAUUACUGGCGCCUACGUCUUUGCGCCGGUCGUGAACAAGGGCGCUGCAUCCGUUGUGGCAAUUCAAGUCAACACCCAGGACACGCUUGUCAGUGUCUGGUCGCUUGCGUCCGUCGAAUCUUCCCAAAAGGAUUUGCCAUCUCCCGCUGUCCUCCCCGCUCUCGACCGCUCGCCCGUGUUUGGCGAUAGCGCAGCAACCGAGCUGCCUUCUGGUCGUUUCCCCUGGCGCGCGUUUACUCACGCCACCAUUUCCCCUUCUAGCCCCUUUGCUGCCCUGGUUGUUCAGUCGGACGGUCGAUUGGUCAUGUUGACCGUGUCGCAGGAAGCGGCUUCCAGCGCCGGGUCCAACCGCGCCCUCUGGGCUCGUGAAGAGGCGCUGGCCAGCGUUGUUCAGUCCGAGUUUGCAGAUCUGCCUUCGCGCCAAGCCGACACCCUCGACCACGAGUUUGGCCACUCUGCUGGCUUUGUGGGUCGCAUCACCACCCAAACCAAGCAACUGCUCGCUGCCCUCCUCUCUCCUGCAUCCCUGCUUUCGCCGGUACUCUCCAUUGUGGCGCCUGCAGCCAAGACAUCCAAGCGUGCCGUUCUGGCGCACCCUUCGCUCUUGGACGCCAGUUACCCUGGCGCGGAAGGUCUGACCCCCGACAACUUUGGCUUCCGCAAGGUGAUUGUCGCCGUCACCGAGACUGGCAGUGUCUUUGGUCUCAGCACGGACGACGGUGCCAUUCUGUGGAAGGCGCGCAUCAACUCUGCCCCUUCCGACGGUUUGGCGUUGGACAUUUCUGGCUCGUCGUCCUUGUUUGUGCUCCGCACGACGGCGCACUUCCCCCUCCCUCCGGCGGUGGCCAUUGUUGCAACCGGCAAGGGCCGCAGCGUCACGUUCGUCCUCAACCCCAUCACUGGCAAGCUCUUCCCAACCAUGCAUGCCAGCGGCCAGGAGCACGACGCCCUCACCGGUGUUGUCGAGCUGCCUUUUGUUGCGUCCCAAGUGCUGCUACUGCCAACCGUUGGCCCCAGCGAAGCACGCGUUCUCCUCUUUGUCAACCCCAGCGACACGCGCGCUGAAACCGUCCCCAAGUCGGCUGCCGCCGUUGCCGCCGUGCAGCAGUAUGACAAGCUCACUCCCAUCCAUGUCUACUCUGUCGAGGCGGAUGGCCGUGGCCUUCGUGGCUACUCGCUUGAAUUUUCCGGUUCUAACGAGCACAUUCGACUCGCUCCUACCUGGACGGUCGCCUGGGCCAGCGACGAUGAGCGAGUUGCGGCAGUGGCGUCGCGUGCCAGCUACGAGCGCAUCAACAGUGUCGGCCGCGUCCUCGGCGACCGCAACGUCCUGUACAAGUACCUCAACCCGAGCAUGCUGGCUGUUGGCACCCUGAGCUCUUCCGCAGCCUCCCGCACCUCUCGCAAUCUGCACGUGUACGUCAUCAACACUGUUACCGGAGCCAUCAUCUUCCGCGCCGUUCACGACAAGGCCAGCGUCCCAGUCAUUGUUCAGUGCGAAAACUGGGUCGUGUACCAAUUCUGGAACGCCAAGGCUCGCCGCACCGAGAUCACCGUGCUUGAAAUGUUUGAAGACGAGUCUCGUGCUGCCGAAAAGACCACGUUCUCGGCUUUCGAUGGCGCGCUCCCCACCGUCCUUCGCCAAUCCUUCAUUUUCCCGACUUCCAUUUCAACGAUGGCAGUGACGACGACUGUCGGCGGCAUUACGAACAAGCAGAUUCUCGCUGCUCUCCCUGCGGGCUGGAUUUUUGCGUUGGACAAGUUCUUGCUCGAUCCUCGCCGUCCCGUCGGCACACCAUCUGAAGAGGACAAGGAAGAGGGAUUGAUCCCGUACAUGGCCGAGCUGCCUUUCAUGACCACGUCCAUUAUCAACUACAACCAAACAAUUUCACGAUUGAGAGGCAUCCACACCGGCCCUGCAGCACUCGAGUCUGCCAGCUUGGUGUUUGCUCACGGUGUUGACAUUUUCCACACUCGCGUGCAUCCUUCCAAAACAUUCGACGUGUUGAAUGAGGACUUUAACUUUUUCCUCUUGAUGACAACGCUUGUUGUGCUGAUAGUGGGCACCAUUGUAUCGUCCUCCAUGCUCAAGCGGAAGCGAUUGGAAGCAGCGUGGCAGUAG
Molecule: messenger RNA, 3063 nt
Organism: Capsaspora owczarzaki ATCC 30864
Lineage: Eukaryota; Filasterea; Ministeriida; Capsasporidae
Exons: 10
Coding region: 1-3063 (1020 amino acids)
Biological process (GO): protein folding in endoplasmic reticulum
Cellular component (GO): EMC complex
Molecular function (GO): protein binding
Source: RefSeq, a predicted model, not a curated record